UCAGUCUUCUGCAAUCUUCAUCAGGUAUUAGGAUAAUUUCAUUGGUGAACCUGACCAUGUGACAAUCGUUUAAAUCCAUGGAGCGAGACAAUUUGACAGUGGACAUUACAUACCCCAGGGCUUGUUUGAAGUCAGCCUGUGUGACACAUGUCUCUGAAUAAGGCGUGUUUGUGCCUGGAAGAAAGGACUCAAAAUGAGUCGGCGCAAAUCUCGGAUACCUUUCCUUGAUGGGGAAUCUCUCUCCUCUGUCAGCGAAGACAGUGGAGAUAUCACAACAGGACAAGGAAAGAAGAAGGGAGAGAAGAGUGAGCCCAAGUCCCAGAGUUCGUCUGACCUACAAGAUGAUGAACAGGUGUCGCCGGGGGUGUCGGCCCCGCCCAGGAAGAACAAACUCUGGUCCAGCUUCAGGGAAAAGGCAAAGAUGCGCAGGAAGCGCGGGAAGGGCUCCAAGAGCGAUGACGAAACCCUGAGCACAAGCCAGCCAAUCACACCCACAGAUGCCAACGGCCACACGCCAGAUUUUGACACGCUGUUUAAUGCUGCACAAAAGCGUAAUGAUCGGAGCUUGAGUGACCCUACGCUGACCCCGAGACUGCGUGACCGCAACCGGAGUGAGGAUGGAGAGGUUGAUAGCGGGAUUGCUGUGGGAGACAGCUCGAGCUCGCCAGCUGGCAGGAUACAGCAGCAGCAGUAUGCGUCAGAGGAAGGGGUAUCUCUGACCAACCUCUCCACAGCUCUGACCAACCUCUCCACAGCUAUAACCAACCCCUCCACAGCUCUGACCAACCUCUCCACAGCUAUAACCAACCCCUCCACAGCUCUGGCCAACCUCUCCACAGCUAUAACCAACCCCUCCACAGCUCUGGCCAACCUCUCCCAGCUCUGA
Liolophura sinensis is the source of this 886-nucleotide messenger RNA. RefSeq lists its product as uncharacterized. The transcript is spliced from 4 exons. The coding region runs from base 194 to 886 and encodes 230 amino acids. The record is from RefSeq and is a predicted model, not a curated record. Lineage: Eukaryota; Metazoa; Mollusca; Polyplacophora; Chitonida; Chitonidae.